UGUACAUAUUUUAUUAUAGGUUACGAUUUGAAUAAAUCGUUGGAUAUCGUUUAACGCAUAUCCCACGGUUCUUUUAUAUUUUUCCGAAAUUUACUUAUGCGCGAUUGCGAUAAUUAUCGAGCGCAAUCAAUUAUUCCACAAUCGCUGAGAUUACUUAUUCUAAUCUUUCUUAAAUUAAUAAAUCAUUCACGCGUGUAUUUGCCUUCAUGCAACAGACAGUCAUAUAUCAAUCUCGCGAUAACGCGUACCAUUGAUAAACUGAUAAAAUUAACUUAUAUCUCUCAAUUAAGUGGAAUCUCGUCGAGUUAUUAGUGGCAUUGUCACGGGAUUUGAAUUGAAUUUACGAAAUGAGCGCCAAUUCCGAGUGCACGAUUUUAGUAACGGGUUUUGGCCCUUUUGAUAAAUAUAUAGUGAACGCCAGUUGGGAAGCGGUGAAGGAAUUGGAAAAACUAUGGAUAGACUCCAAAGAAUUUCCUGACAUUAAACUAAUCACAGAAGAAAUUCCAGUAUUGUACAGUUACGUAUCCACUCAGAUCCCUCAGCUUUGGAAGAAAUACAAGCCUACAAUUGUCCUACAUGUGGGUGUAUCAUGCCAAGCUGAAUCUUUAACAAUAGAGUGUCAUGCUUGCAGCAAUGGCUAUAAUAGAUUUGACAUAGACAGCAAGUGCCCUGAUGAAGCAAGUAUUGAGUGUAAUAUCUUGGAAACUGGCGUAAAUAUCAAGGAACUUUGUGAUAGUGUGAAUAAAAAUUAUGAGAAACAUAAGUGUAAAGCUUGCUUCUCACACAAUGCUGGCAGAUAUCUGUGUGAAUAUAUAUAUUAUCAAUCUCUUGUUAUUGAACCAACAAAAACUCUAUUUGUACACGUUCCAGAUUUUGACAAGUAUUCUAGUAUACAAACUGCUAAAGGCUUAAAUAUAUUCAAAUAUAUAUGCAAAAAGAAAUAUAUGAUGCUAUGUAAUGCAAUUGCCGCUGGUCUCAUCGUCGAAAAUAAUAUGAAUUCAGAGGAGAAUGAUGGAAAUAAUCAGGGUAAAGCGGAGGUUAAAAUGGAUGGAGUCAGUUUAAAGAAUGAUAAUCAAUCCAUGGACCAGAGCGCUAUGACGUCCAAAGUGCAGCUAGAGAAUGGAGCUGCUGUGGAAGAGUUGAGGUUGAACAAUAACAGCAAUGAUAUCAAGCUUGUGUUACCGUCUGUUAAGACCUCCGUCAUGUUUUCCAACGGAACAAAAACCGUACAAGCUCCUAUAUCUGAUUGUGCCAAUUCCUUGGAGCAGAAUGUUUCUCAAGACAUGUCAAACGUGAACAUAUCUUCCAUGUUUACGAGCACCGCCAACAUCAAGCCUCAGACUGCAAACACCAAUGCUAUCAAUUGUCAAUUGAAGCUCAAGACUGUCACAAAUACAAGCACAUUAAAUCUGCCUAAGUCUCAAAUGCACUUGAAUCUAUCUUCCACUCAAGCGAAUACACAUCUCAAUCAUAACUUAGCAUCGAGCGUUCUUAAUUCUACUGCAACCACCAGUGCUAUGUUACAUUCAAGUGUAUCUAUGUUAAAUGCACCAUUAAUGCCUCCUAAUUUAUCAAUGAGUAAACCAAAUGAUGACAUAGACAUGAAAAACAAUGUGGAUUAUGCAUCUGCCAUAGAGAAAUGUCCUUCUAAAGUUUCUUGCAGUUCAGAUUCUAGUCCAGAGGCUGAUUCUUCCUGGACAUCAAAGUCCUAUGGAUCUAAACGUGUAUUGAAUAAUAUAGGUGGUAGUAUAGGUUCAACAAGUCAAGGGACUUGUUGUUUUUUAAGACCUAAUAUCAAUGGCAACAGAGAAAUUGCUGGACCCAGUGGAAUACAGAGAGCUUCACAGAGAGAACAAGUGGAACGAAUGGAUUCUAGUUCUGGAAACGAAGGGGAUAUGUCUGAUGGAGAAGACUAUUGUAUUUAUACCUAUAAGGGGAAUGAUGAUGUAAUCCAUUUAAAUCAACGGGAAGAAUUACAUCAGGGUCAUGCAGAGAAUCAUGAAGCAGAGGGACAGAACCAUAGUGGUAGAUCGAGUCCAGAAAUGGAUUUUCUGGAAAUGGACUUUGAUCCUGGGCCUUCUUGCGAACAGGAUACUGGAGAUAGCGAUUUGGCCUCUAUAAAUGAAGACAUACAGAACAUAGCAUUAGAUAAUAUAGAAUCAGAUCCGGUAUUAAAUGAUCUGAGCAGUGGAAAAGUUGUAUCUAGACAAGGAUUGCUGGCUAUGCCGCAAACUUCAAAACAAAGUACACAGAAUGUUAAUCAUACGAAUUUUCAGCAAUCUGCAAAUAAUCAAUCCACAAUAGAACAAAGUACGAAACCAACUUAUUCCGCUCCAUGGAUGCCUAGUACUAGUGCUGGAACUGGAAGAUGGGAUAGUGCGACACUUUAUCGUAACACGGGUUGUCCAUUACGCGAAUCUUAUGGUUAUCAUAAUACGAGUGGUGAUCUUAUUUCUCCUGGUGAUAAUAGAGAUUCGGAUUCUGAAUUAUGGAUAGAGCCCUCGUCGGCGUCUGUCCCGGACAAUUCCACUUUGAAUGCCAGAAAAGUUAAUCUUAGUUCUACACUUUAUCAUAGAAUGAUGGCUAAAAAACUAAUGCUCAAUAAGCAAGCUGCAUUUAAUCAAAGUGGUGAUUCCAAUCUGGAAAACGAACUGUGUAAUGAACGGUUGGAUGGAUUACCGCCAGUAGAAAAGGUAAUGCUGUGGAGUGAGCAAGAAGCUACAAUGAAACAAGUAACACAAAUUGGUACCUCUGCCUGUGGUGCUACAUCUGCAAUUAAUGCUUUGCUGGCCUUAAAUGUAUCAUUUUCCCUGGAAGUAUUAGUAAAAGGUGUAAAUACGAGAUUGAGAGAACUAGGUGUAUCUCUACCGAGAUAUCUUGUCAGUCGAUCGUUAGCAGGAGCAACUCAUAAAGAUAUAGCACGAGGAAUAUCGCUGUCCACAAAUGGCGCAGCUGUAACUAAGUUUUUUGCAUUUUAUCCAGAGAGAAAAGUGUCAUUAUCUCAUUGGUUACAUUAUUGGAUUUCCAGAGGUGCUGCACCAAUCGCAACAUUGAAUUUACAACACUGUGGAGAAGGUUGCGACAUACCGGAUGCAUGGCAUCAUCAAAUGAUAUUCGGCGUAGGACAGGCUGGCAUAUAUUUAACAAAUCCUCUAGAAUGUUUACCUGAACAGCUCGUAUGGCAUCAAUUAGUUAGUCCCAGUAUCCUGUUAAUACGAAAAACAGAUGUUCUAGCGCAUUGGAAUGCAAAUACAGAUCUAACAUCACUUGCGACAAUGGACCAGAAGUGGCGAAAACUUAAUGUUCUUGGGCAAGUUGUAAAUAUGGUACGUGAGUCAAUGAGUCGAAGGCAACAGCCGAAUAACACAACUACCGGAAUGACUCACAUUCGCAUUCCGGCGUCUUAUCAAGCAGGCAUUACAUUGGUUAUGUGUGCAGAUUCCGCCGCAGCCACUGAAUUAUUACAUGCAGAACAACUACCACUACUCUAGUCCUAUUGAUCAAAAUUAAUAAAACGGACUGGCCCACUUGAUUUAUAAUACAUUUUAUUAGCAGGCUAGUCCACAUACAAUGCCCUUAUUCCUAGUUCAUUUCUGUAAAAACCAACAGGAUAGAAAUAAUUUACAUUUUUGACACAGAACGCGUUUGUAUUCAAAAAGAGAAUAUUAUUGAUUAAAAUAUAUUUCAAUAUAAUAUUUCUGUUAAUAUGUAGUUAUAUUGAUUGUAUUAAAUAUAAGCUGUAGAGAUUAAAUUUUUAUGUAUGAUACUUCAUGUAGUAACAAGCAGAUUUAUACACACAUUGAUAAAAUUGUUCAGAUUAUAUUAUUUCUACAAAGAAAAAA
Molecule: messenger RNA, 3842 nt
Organism: Formica exsecta
Lineage: Eukaryota; Metazoa; Arthropoda; Insecta; Hymenoptera; Formicidae
Exons: 12
Coding region: 348-3491 (1047 amino acids)
Biological process (GO): proteolysis
Cellular component (GO): cytosol
Molecular function (GO): pyroglutamyl-peptidase activity
Source: RefSeq, a predicted model, not a curated record